GACCCCAAAUUACGGGAACUUUUGGAUGUGGGGAACAUCGGCCGUCUGGAACAUCGCAUGAUAACAGUGGUGUAUGGGCCUGACUUAGUGAACAUCUCCUAUUUGAACCUCGUGGCUUUCCAAGAAGAAGUGGCCAAGGAAUGGACAAAUGAGGUUUUCAAUUUGGCAACAAACCUGCUGGCCCAAAACAUGUCCAGGGACGCAUUUCUGGAAAAAGCCUAUACUAAACUUAAGCUGCAAGUCACUCCAGAAGGGCGCAUUCCUCUCAAAAACAUAUACCGCUUGUUUUCAGCAGACCGGAAACGAGUUGAAACUGCUUUAGAGGCUUGUAGUCUUCCAUCAUCAAGGAAUGAUUCGAUACCUCAAGAAGAUUUCACUCCAGAAGUGUACAGAGUUUUCCUGAACCAUCUUUGUCCUCGACCUGAAAUUGAUAACAUCUUUUCCGAAUUUGGUGCCAAAAGCAGACCAUACCUUACUGUUGAUCAGAUGAUGGAUUUUAUCAACAUUAAGCAGCGGGAUCCCCGGCUAAAUGAAAUACUUUACCCACCUUUAAAGCAAGAGCAAGUCCAAGUAUUGAUUGAGAAAUACGAACCCAACACUAGCCUCGCCACAAAAGGACAGAUCUCAGUGGACGGGUUUAUGCGCUACCUGAGUGGAGAAGAAAACGGAGUCGUUUCACCUGAGAAACUGGAUUUGAAUGAAGAUAUGUCUCAGCCCCUUUCUCACUAUUUCAUUAAUUCCUCGCACAACACCUACCUCACAGCUGGCCAGCUGGCUGGAAACUCCUCCGUCGAGAUGUACCGUCAAGUGCUCCUGUCUGGUUGUCGCUGUGUGGAGUUGGACUGCUGGAAAGGACGGACUGCAGAGGAGGAACCAGUCAUCACCCAUGGGUUCACCAUGACAACUGAAAUAUCCUUCAAGGAAGUGAUAGAAGCCAUCGCUGAGUGUGCAUUUAAGACUUCACCUUUUCCAAUUCUCCUUUCAUUUGAGAAUCAUGUGGACUCCCCGAAGCAGCAGGCCAAGAUGGCAGAGUAUUGUCGGCUGAUCUUCGGGGAUGCCCUUCUCAUGGAGCCCCUGGAAAAAUACCCACUGGAAUCUGGAGUUCCUCUUCCAAGCCCUAUGGAUUUAAUGUACAAAAUUUUGGUGAAAAAUAAGAAGAAAUCACACAAGUCGUCGGAAGGAAGCAGCAAAAAGAAACUCUCAGAACAAGUCUCAAACACGUGCAGUGACUCCUCCAGCGUGUUCGAGCCCUCGUCUCCCGGAGCCGGGGAAGCUGAUACGGAGAGUGACGACGAUGACGAUGAUGAUGACUGUAAAAAGUCUUCAAUGGAUGAGGGGACUGCUGGGAGCGAGGCCAUGGCUACAGAAGAGAUGUCUAACCUGGUGAACUAUAUUCAGCCAGUCAAGUUUGAGUCAUUUGAAAUUUCAAAAAAAAGAAACAGAAGUUUUGAAAUGUCUUCCUUCGUGGAAACCAAAGGACUUGAGCAGCUGACGAAGUCUCCAGUGGAAUUUGUAGAAUAUAACAAAAUGCAGCUUAGUAGGAUAUAUCCAAAAGGAACUCGUGUAGAUUCAUCCAACUAUAUGCCUCAGCUCUUCUGGAAUGCAGGCUGUCAAAUGGUUGCCCUUAAUUUCCAAACAGUGGACCUGGCUAUGCAGAUCAAUAUGGGGAUGUAUGAAUACAAUGGGAAGAGUGGCUACAGAUUAAAGCCAGAGUUUAUGAGGCGACCUGACAAGCAUUUUGAUCCAUUCACCGAAGGCAUCGUAGAUGGGAUAGUAGCCAACACUUUGUCUGUUAAGAUCAUUUCGGGUCAGUUUCUUUCUGAUAAGAAAGUCGGGACAUAUGUGGAAGUGGAUAUGUUUGGUUUGCCUGUGGACACGAGGAGGAAAGCAUUUAAGACCAAGACAUCCCAAGGAAAUGCUGUAAAUCCCGUCUGGGAGGAAGAACCCAUUGUGUUCAAAAAGGUGGUUCUUCCUUCACUCGCCUGUCUGAGGAUAGCAGCUUAUGAAGAAGGAGGAAAAUUUAUUGGUCAUCGGAUCUUGCCAGUACAAGCAAUUCGGCCAGGCUAUCACUACAUCUGUCUGAGGAAUGAGAGGAACCAGCCUCUGAUGCUGCCAGCUGUCUUUGUCUACAUAGAGGUGAAAGACUAUGUUCCAGACACCUAUGCAGAUGUGAUUGAAGCUUUGUCAAAUCCAAUUCGAUAUGUGAAUCUGAUGGAGCAGAGAUCUAAGCAACUGGCUGCUUUGACACUGGAAGAUGAAGAAGCCAUAAAGAAAGAGCCUGAUCCUGGGGAAACAUCGUCAGAAGCUCUGAGUGAAGCCGGGACGACUCCAGCAGAAAAUGGAGUAAAUCACACUACAUCCCUGGCACCCAAACCUCCUUCCCAGGCCAUCCACAGCCAACCUGCUCCAGGCCCUGGAAAGGCACCUGCCAAAACAGAAGAUCUUAUUCAUAGUGUUUUAACAGAAGUGGAAGCGCAGACUAUUGAAGAGCUAAAGCAACAGAAGUCGUUUGUAAAACUUCAAAAGAAGCACUACAAAGAAAUGAAAGAGCUGGUUAAGAGACACCACAAGAAAACCACGGACCUUAUCAAGGAGCACACUACAAAGUAUAAUGAAAUUCAGAAUGACUACCUGAGAAGGAGAGCGGCUUUGGAAAAGACAGCCAGGAAGGAUAGUAAGAAAAAAUCGGAACCCAGCAGCCCUGACCACGGCUCAUCAACCAUUGAGCAAGAUCUGGCUGCCCUGGAUGCCGAAAUGACCCAGAAGUUAAUAGACUUGAAGGACAAGCAACAACAGCAACUGCUUAAUCUUCGACAAGAACAGUAUUAUAGUGGAAAAUACCGAAACGAGAAC
This is a messenger RNA of Myotis lucifugus (little brown bat), 2853 nucleotides long. Its product is annotated as 1-phosphatidylinositol 4,5-bisphosphate phosphodiesterase beta-1. The annotation marks the transcript as partial. Gene Ontology annotation, biological process: lipid metabolic process; memory; phosphatidylinositol-mediated signaling. The transcript is spliced from 24 exons. Gene Ontology annotation, cellular component: nuclear speck; cytoplasm. Gene Ontology annotation, molecular function: calcium ion binding; calmodulin binding; phosphatidylinositol-4,5-bisphosphate phospholipase C activity. Lineage: Eukaryota; Metazoa; Chordata; Mammalia; Chiroptera; Vespertilionidae. The record is from RefSeq and is a predicted model, not a curated record.